This is a messenger RNA of Vitrella brassicaformis, 5725 nucleotides long. The record is from the annotation of a GenBank genome assembly. Lineage: Eukaryota; Vitrellaceae.
GGGGAGGGGAGGGAGGGGCCAUGCCAUGUACAUGGCCUUCCUGGGGUCCGUUCGUUGUAAUGUAUGUUAUGUGUGAGAGUGUGUUGGCAGACAGACCGACUCCACUCCCCUUGUGUGGGUGAGGGCCUUCCUGUCUGUCUGUCUGUCUGUCUGUCUGUCUGUAAGUGCGGUUGGCUGAUGCACCAACCCGUGUAGUAGAGGAAGCAGCUGUGUGGAUCCGACGGAAACAGGACACACCGACUGAUGAUGAUUGAUCAACAAUCGUUUCACACACACACACACACACGCGUGUUGAAUAAAGACGCGGCGGGCGGGCGGUGGGGUGGGAUAUCAGACACACAAAAGCCUUAAAGCUCGCACGCACACACACACACACACACAUGCACCCCUGCGCGUCGAGCUGCACUGACGCGCCCAUCCGACCAUCCAUCGAGUGUGCAAAUCACCGGAAAGCCAAGCCACGACGAGCGGUUAAAUGUCCUGACCAAUGGUCGGUCGGUCGGUCAUCGGCCAUUGGUCAGUCAGUCAUCCGGAGAGCCCCUUGAUGACGAUUUCCAUGGUGUCGUUGGAGAGGUUCUCCGUGUCGCGCAGCCGCUCCAGCUGCGCCUUCAUCAUGGCGCUGCGCACGGGCUCCACACUGACACACACACACACUUAGGUGUGUGGUUUAAGAAUGGUUUGCUGACUGACUUCUUCCAUCCGGCGAGGAAGACGGCGAAUCUGGACGCCAUUUGGGGGUUGAGCUUGUCGACCUCCUUGAUCACAUCACACACCAACGAAUACCUGACAGACAGACACACGGGACACACACACACACAGACAGGGAGAGAGAGGGAGAGCCCGAGAAUGCUCCACUGUGGAGGAGCUCAUGUGGCCAUGAUAUGUUUGUCAAGCGGACUCACUCACCCCGCGCCGUCCUUUCGGUGGAAGUGGAAGUUGUUGUUGGCGAACGCACCCACUACAGCCCUGCACCCACACACACACACACACACCGACAGCGACACCGGCAUCGGUCGUCUCGUCUCUUUGUUGGUUCUUGCCUGACCUGAGUUUGUUAGGGUUCUUGAGUUCGAAGUCCGGGUGCUUCAUGAGCUCCUUGACCCGCUCGACGGUGUCGGGGAGGUCGCUCUGCGCCUGCACCGCAAACCACUUGCACAUCUUGAGCUUGUCGUCUGGCAUUAAUGCAGCCACACAGACAGCCAUGCAGCCACACACACACACAUUUAGAGGGAUGGGGGGAUGGGUGGUGCAGGUGUGCUUGCCUUGCUGCUCACCUUUGCUGUCCCCAUAGAACUUCUGGAUGACCGCCUCCCUCUCAGCGACGGGAAUGUCAGCCAACGCAUACAACGCUGAGAACACACACCCACACCCACACCCACACACAAGCAUGACCAGACCCCGCAGCCAUCCAUCCAUCCAUCCAGCCAUCGACACGCCUGUGUGUGUGUGCCGCCCCGCACCUGAGAUGCGGUCGCUCAUGCAGAGUCCGGUCUCGAAGUGCUCCACGGCGAGCUUGACGGUCUCGGGGUCCUGCAGCACGGCCAUGCUGAUCAGCAGGGCGUUCCGCAGCCGCCGCCGGGCGAUCGACGGCUCGUCCACCUUGAAGACCCCGCCCUCCGCCGCCACCUCCUGCGUCAGCUUGUCGUAUACCUCACGCAGCUCCUUCUUGCACGCCUCUACCAAUCCUUUGCUGAGAGACACACACAGGGGUGGGGUGUGUGUUGGGGGAUGGAUGGAGGGAGGGAGGGAGGGAGGGGUGCUGGUGGUUUCUCGCCCACCGACCGGACGUGCUGUCGUGCGUUGUGCAGGUGGUCUGGUGCAAUGGGUGCAGCGAUCUCUCCGAUGAGGGUCUUCUCGUCGGGCAGGCGCAGCGAGUAGGUCUGAUGCGCACACACACACACACACACACAUGUAAAUAACAUCCGUGUGCUCAGUGGCGACUCAGACAGACAGACCUGUAGGGAGCGGUCGAUGUCGGUCGCCGUGAGGACCUUCCUCCAAGCCUCCACAAACACGCCGGGCAGUGCUGGCGGAGACUCGCCGGCAGACAACUGCGCAGACCUCACAGGCUCUCAUCCACGUCUCUCUCUCUCUCUCUGUGUUCGUGUCUACCUUGUUGUAUGUGUCUUUGAUGACGAUCGUGGCGAGUGUCUGACCGGCCUCCCAUCUGUUGAAGUCGUCAGUGUCGUGGGCCAUGAGGAAGGCCAGGUCGUCGGGCGAUCGCUCAAACUUCAGCCGACAGGGGGCGGAGAAAUCCCUGUGUGCAGAAAGAAGGACAGACCCACAUACACAGAGAGGGGGACAGGGUGGGUGCAUGUGUGUGUGUGUGUGUGUUUGGAGGGGGGAAGGUACCCAGCUACCUGAGGAUGGAGGCGAUAGGCUCCUCCGGCACGUUGUCGAACACAAACGUCUCCUUCUCGCCCUUGAGCUCGAGCACCUGCAAUCCCCCAACCCACCCACCGACACUCUCUCCCUCUCUCAGGGCACCCUCCCGACACCACAGCCACAAAGGCAUAAAGGCAUACCAUAGAGGGCUGCAGCUCCUUGCCAGUGGCCUUGGACAGCAGCCCCGUCUUGAUAGGUAUGUGCAGGGGGUGCUUCUCCGCCUGUCCCGGUGUGGCGGGGGUGGACUGGCUCACGACGAUGGUGAACUGCUUGAGGCUGGGGUCGUAGCUGGCCGACUCCACCGUCACCACAGGGGUGCCCGCCUGGAGGUACCACCGCUCGAACUGCUUCAGGUCGCUGGUGUUGGCGUCAGCCUGAGAGACAGACGAAGGAAAGGUCAAAAGCACUCACAAGUGAGAAUGGUCCCAUGGGUGCUUACGCUACCAUGGCAGCCCGGAAGUCGUCACACGUCACCGCCUGGAUAAUGGCAAUGGACCGAGACACACACACGUGUUGGAACGGGCCAAGUGGCGUGAGGCGUGUGGUGCCGUAGGUACCUGUCCGUCGUGUCUUGUGAAGUAGAGGUCCAUGCCCUUGCGGAAGCCGUGCUUGCUCAGCAGCGUCUGGUACAUCCGGAUCACUUCGGCGCCCUUCUCGUAAACAGUCGCCGUGUAAAAGUUGUCCCUGGGCCACACACCAACACCAACACAAACACGGGACCAUGUGUGUCUCUCUCAUUGUGGCUCCCUCUCCCUGUGUGUGUGUGUGUGGAGUAGGUUACAUGGCGAUGUAGCUCUCAGGUCUGAUGGGAUGUGCCAUCGGCCCGGCGUCCUCGGGGAACUGCCGCGACCUCAGCAUAAUGAUGUCCUCGAUGCGCUUGACGGCCGCUGACGCCAUGUCGCGGGAGAACUCCUGGUCGCGGAACACUGUGAGGCCCUCCUUCUGCACCCACCGCACCAGUCAGUCAUCAGUCAUCACACACGCACAGUGGUGGGGAGGUUUGGGAUGGGAGUGGUGUUUGGGGUGGGAGUGGUGUGUGGUGUGUGGCUGACGGACGAGUGUGAGCUGGAACCAGUCCCUGCAGGUGACUCGGUUGCCUGUCCAGUUGUGGAAGUACCUGAUGGAGCCAUCCAAACAUCCAUCCAUCCAUCCAUCAGUGUGUGUAGGUGUUUUGGUGUGAUGUGUUGUGUUAUGUGCCUGCCCCCACUCGUGUGCAAUGACGCCCAUGAUGCGCUCGUAGUCGGCGUCUGUUGAUGUGUCCGGCGAUGCGAGAAUCAGCGCCGUGUUGAAGACGUUCAGACCCUGAGAGGCACACACACAGGGGGAGACAGACAGACAGACAGACAGGGGGGCUUUGAGUAAGGUAAGUGCGUUGGUCUGUCCAGCCCAUAUCGCUACUAGGCGACCUUGUUCUCCAUGGCACCCCUGACACACACACACACACACACACACACAGAGAGAGAGAGAGAGAGAAGGAUUAGGUGUGGGUUUGCUUCACACAGACAGACAGGAGUACAUGUUGAAGUCAUCGACGGCGACGCUGACACACACAGAAACACACACAGAGAGAGAGGGGGUAGAAAACGGUUGGCUGUUGGUUUGGUUUGGUUUGGUUCGGUUCGGUUUGAUCAGUGUGUGUGUGAAGGUACGUACAUGUUGAAGACGUCCAGGUCGUACUCGCGGCCAAACUUCUCCUCAUCCCACUUCAUCGCCUGAUGAUGUCAACACACACACACACACACAUCCACCCACGAAGAAAACUAUGAAACUUUGUCGGUAUAUCUCUCUCUCGGGCUCGUAUCGUAAGUGUGACCUUCUUCAGUGACUCCAUGGCCCAGUCCAGCUUGGCCACAUUGUGGGGCUCAGAGAAGAUCUCCAAACGCACCUUCCGGCCGCUCUGCAUCAACGACACCACCAACAAGCCAUCGACACACCUUCCCACCCCCAUCACCCCAUUCAGCCCACCGUAGUGGUAAAAUCGCUGUGGAUGGACUUGAGGUUGCCGACGACGAGGGCGAAGAGGUAGCAGGGCUUGGGGUGCGGGUCCUCGAAGGAUGCGUAGUGCCGCCCGUCGGCCGCGUCGCCGCUCGAGAUCUGGUUGCCGUUGCUGAGCAGAACGGGGUACUCGGACUUGGAGGCCUCCACACGAACCUGAUGGAUGGAUGGAUGGCAUGGCAUGGCUCAGACAACGUGUGUGUGUGUGUGUGUGGUGGGAUACUGACUGUGUAGAGGGACAUGACGUCGGGUCCUGCGGACAGACAGACAGACAGACAGACCGCCAUUUGUCAGUGUCCUUGAGGUGAGCUGAGGUGAUGUGGUUGGCUGACUGACGGUCAAGGAAGUAUGUGAUGCGUCUGAAGCCCUCUGCCUCACACUGCGUGCAGUACAUCCCCCCACUCUUGUACAGCCUACACACACACACACACACACACACACACACCGUCCGCACCUCUCAUCUCGCCCACCACACCCCACCUCCCACCCUCACCCCCACAACUGACAACUUACCCCGAGAGCUGGAAGUUCUUCUCCGGGCAGAUAGCCACGGUGGUCUCCACCUUGAAGAGCUCAUCGGGGUCGGCCGGCAGCAGCUUCCCCCGGAUGACCAGCUGCUUGUCCUCAUCGUGGCCGUACCCCUCCGCCCCCUCGCUCAGCACCUUGCCGUUGAGCUUCACCUCCUUCAGAGUCAGGUCCUCGCCGUGCAGCACCAGGUCGGCCCCGCUGGGCGACCCGCGGUUGCGGUAACACGUCAGCACCGAGCGCACCUGAGUGAGUGAUGCAGUCAAGUCAGUGCAGACGCCUGCAUGGUGUCUCGUUUGUGUCUGUCGGUCUUAGCGUACGGUGGUCGUGUCCUUGUGGACAUCGAAGUCGAGGUCGACCUUUUUGAUCCAGUAUUCGGGCGGCCUGUAGUCGAGCCGCUUCUUCUCCUUGGGCGGCUUCCGCAGGUCGACCUCCUUGACCUGCUCGGCAGCUGCCGUCGCCGUCUGCGUCACGGUCUGCGUCUGACUCGCCAUCUUGCACACCACACACACAACAACGAACCACAGAACCCAGAGAUCUCUCCUUCUCUGCGCCAGAUCUCUCUGCAAGCCAAGCGCGCAGUGGACCGACCGACCGAAUGCGCGUGGGUGGUUUGAAGCGGUGCUGGUGCUCUUGAUGGGCGGACGAGGUGGUGGUUUGACCGUGCCUUUCGCCAGAAGCUGCUGCUGUUCAGCCCAUCUCUGGUGAGGAAGGUCAAAGGCGUCUGGAAGGCCGCCGUCGACACUGCUAUCGACCUCAGGAUGCUCCCCGACUGGAGAAUGCAGCUCAGAAUGGCGCCGCCCGCCCCUUUGGUGUGCAU